Molecule: messenger RNA, 645 nt
Organism: Lottia gigantea (owl limpet)
Lineage: Eukaryota; Metazoa; Mollusca; Gastropoda; Lottiidae
Exons: 7
Coding region: 1-645 (214 amino acids)
Biological process (GO): actin cytoskeleton organization; protein phosphorylation
Cellular component (GO): cytoplasm; nucleus
Molecular function (GO): protein serine/threonine kinase activity; ATP binding
Source: RefSeq, a predicted model, not a curated record
AUGGUAUUAAAGAUGAAUACUUUAGAUAGUAAUAGAUCUAAUAUGUUACGUGAGGUCCAGUUAAUGAAUAGACUCUCUCAUCCUAAUAUUCUAAAAUUUAUGGGAGUGUGUGUUCACGAAGGACAAUUACAUGCUCUAACAGAGUACAUAAGUACUGGAUGUUUACGGCAGUUGUUAGAUAAAGAAGAAGAACUACCAUGGAUGUGGCGUAUUAAAUUAUCAUUAGAUAUAGCUAGAGGAUUAAAAUAUAUACAUUCUAGAGGCUUUAUACAUAGAGAUUUAACAUCAAGGAAUGUAUUAGUCAAGAUAGAACCUGAUGGUGUCAUGAGAGCUAUUGUAGCAGAUUUUGGUUUAGCUGCUAAAAUUCCAAGUUCUACUGAUGAGAAAUUAGCUAUAGUUGGUUCUCCUUAUUGGAUGGCACCUGAAGUUUUACGUGGUGAAUUUUAUAAUGAAAUGGCUGAUGUAUUUUCAUUUGGCAUUAUAUUAUGUGAAAUAACAGCUAGAAUUGAUGCAGAUCCAGAUGUAUUACCACGUACUGUAAACUUUGGUGUAGAUUAUGUGGCUUUAGCAGAAAUGGUUGUUUACAGUCCAUUAGAGUUUCUUCAUUUAGCUUUUAAAUGCUGCCAUGUAAGUACACUCAUCUGA